UAGCGUCUCCUGGUAAACUAAUUGUCUCACAUUGUCAGUGCAAAUAGAGAUACUAUUAAUGGGUCUCACCUCCCAGCUGAUCCCAGUGCUGGUCUGCUUACUGGUAUGUACCAGUCACUUCGUCCAUGGACACAAGUGCGAUAUUACCUUAGCAGAGAUCAUCAAAACGCUGAACAUCCUCACAACGAGAAAGAAUUCAUGCAUGGAGCUGCCUGUAGCAGACGUCUUUGCUGCCCCAAAGAACACAACUGAGAAGGAAACCUUCUGCAGGGUUGGAAUUGAGCUUAGGCGUAUCUACAGGAGCCACACGUGCUUGAACAAAUUCCUGGGCGGACUUGACAGGAAUCUCAACAGCUUGGCAAGCAAGACCUGUUCUGUGAAUGAAGCCAAGACGAGCACAAGUACGCUGAAAGACCUCUUGGAAAGGCUAAAGACGAUUAUGAAGGAGAAAUACUCAAAGUGUUGAAGC
Bubalus bubalis (water buffalo) is the source of this 469-nucleotide messenger RNA. It is a transcript of the gene IL4, whose product is annotated as interleukin 4. Gene Ontology annotation, molecular function: interleukin-4 receptor binding; cytokine activity; growth factor activity. The record is from RefSeq and is marked provisional. Lineage: Eukaryota; Metazoa; Chordata; Mammalia; Artiodactyla; Bovidae. Gene Ontology annotation, biological process: innate immune response in mucosa; myeloid dendritic cell differentiation; negative regulation of complement-dependent cytotoxicity. Gene Ontology annotation, cellular component: extracellular region.